Messenger RNA from Benincasa hispida (wax gourd), 651 nucleotides. RefSeq names its product putative germin-like protein 2-1. The record is from RefSeq and is a predicted model, not a curated record. NCBI's taxonomy places the organism in Eukaryota, Viridiplantae, Streptophyta, Magnoliopsida, Cucurbitales, Cucurbitaceae. Gene Ontology annotation, molecular function: manganese ion binding.
AUGGCUUCUUCUCAACUUCUCAUUUUAGCACUUUUUGUUGCCGCUUCUUCUCUUGUUAUUGCAUCUGAUCCAAGCCCUCUUCAAGAUUUUUGUGUUGCUGAUCUCAAUAGUGCAGUGAAAGUGAACGGUGUGGUGUGCAAAGACCCCAAGGUUGUGAGUAUGGAUGAUUUCUUCUUUAGUGGGCUCGACAAAGCAGGCAACACAUCGAACCCAAAUGGAUCUAAAGUAACUGCAGUGAAUGUGAUGCAAAUCCCUGGGCUCAACACUCUAGGCAUCUCUUUAGCUCGUGUGGACUAUGCUCCAUGGGGCAUCAACCCUCCCCAUACGCACCCGCGUGCCACCGAGAUCUUGACAGUCCUUGAAGGCACUCUUCUAGUCGGCUUUGUCACCUCCAACACCGAGAAUCGUCUCUUUACCAAGGUGCUAUACAAGGGAGAUGUGUUUGUGUUUCCCGUUGGACUCAUUCAUUUUCAACAGAACAUCGGAUACGGACCUGCAGUGGCUCUAGCCGCACUCAGUAGCCAGAACCCCGGUGUCAUCACCAUUGCAAAUGCAGUGUUUGGGUCUAACCCUGAUAUUCCGGCCAACAUUUUGGCCAAAGCUUUCCAAGUUGAUGAGGCCACAAUCACGAAGAUUCAGGCUAAGUUCUAA